Messenger RNA from Coffea arabica (coffee), 2115 nucleotides. The record is from RefSeq and is a predicted model, not a curated record. NCBI's taxonomy places the organism in Eukaryota, Viridiplantae, Streptophyta, Magnoliopsida, Gentianales, Rubiaceae.
AUGGGAAAGCAAGUGGGUUCGAUUGAGCCUAAAGGAGAGAAGGUGGAUCAUGGAAAGGGAGCUUCGCAGGCGGUACGGACUAUGUAUAGGCCGACCAAUCAAGCUAUUGGGCAAGCGAUUGACUCUAUUAAAGAAUUACCAAUGGCUAUGACUGACCAAGCACAAGAGGGAUUGAUAGUAGGUGGCAAAGCUGCUAAUGCAUCAGGUUUGGGGGUGGAGGAGGAUCCUAUAGGUCAGGUCAAUAUCGUGACUAAGGAUGGUGGAGACAUCAGCAUUACAUGUAGUGCGCGUGUGGAAAGGGGAGACAAGCAGGAGAACAAGGAAUGUGGGGUUGUUGUCCCCACUUCUAGAACCAUGGAUAAUGGGAAUCUGGAGGUACCAGAUAAUGGGUUGCAGAAUGAUGUUUGCAAAAUAAUGCCGGGAAGACACACGAAUGGCUGCUCGAAGCAGCCUGCUCGCCAAGGCAGCGAUUUCGGCGAUGAAGCUCUCAACUUUGUUUCUGGACUUAGCGUGCGUUGCCUGAGCAACCGACCACAAAGCCUUCCUCAGGGGGCUGUUGCAUCUGGUUUUGCUCCCAUAAACAAUGUUAAUUCGGCUUCUACAAAUCCAGCAGUGCCGUCGAUGGAGCCUGAUAGCUUUGCAGUAGUGGUAGUUGGAGAGUGUUCGCAGCAUUUAUCGGUCGAGUUUUCCCACUUUCAAUUGCUGGUCUCUGUCACUUUGUCUUUUGUGCAUGCCAGAUGUACUGCUUUUAAAGGAGAGGGACUAUGGGAGGGUUUACUACAAGAUAAUCCAGGCAUGGGUGCGUGGCUUGUUGGAGGGGAUUUUAAUGUAGUAACAAAGGCUCACGAGAAAAGAGGUCGUAAGCCUUUCAAUCCUUCUGAGGCAGUAGAGUUCUUGCAAUUCUUGGGUGAAACAAAUCUUCUUGACGUAGGAUUGUUUGGAGCACAUUACACAUGGUGGAACAACCGUCAUGGUCCUGUGAGAAUUUGGAAGAGGUUAGAUAGGGUAUUGGUUAAUGAGGCAUGUUACGACUUAGGUCUCCUGUUCUCGGUCUCGCAUCUAGCUCGAGAACCGUUUGAUCAUGCCCCGCUUUUAAUUUCUGUGACUACAAGAUUGGAUGAUAAGCCACAUCCUUUCAGGUUUUUAAACUUGUGGAUGUCGCAGGAAGAUUUUUUACAGGUUAUUAAUGAUUCUUGGAUGCAACCCCGUGUGGGGUUACCAAUACGGGUUCUUUGUCUUAAAUUGAAACGGUUUAGGUGUGAUAUUCAAUGGUUGAAUAAAGAGGUUUUUGGGGACAUUUUCCAGGUUGUGAAACAGAAGGAAGAGGAGGUGAGACUUGCUGAAGCUAGAAUGGAGGAGGAUGAUUCGGACGAGUCAGGGAUUCACAAAAUAAAGGAUGAGGGAAGACAUUGGGUGGAUUCUGAGGCUAGGAUAGGGGAGGCGGCUGCUCAAUUCUUUGAAAUGCUGUUCACGGACUUGAAGCCCAUUUCUCCUUUGAGUUUGUUAGAGUCUAUUCCUAAGCUCGUGUCAAGGGAGGAUAAUGAGAUGUUGGAGGCACUACCAAGAAAGGAGGAGGUCCGUCGUGUGAUGUUUGACAUGGAUGGUGAAAGCACGCCUGGCCCGGAUAGAUAUACGAGUCGAUUUUUUAAAUUUGCUUGGCAAAUAAUUAGUGAAGAUGUUUUCAAGGUGGUGCUUAGUUUCUUUUGUGGUGCAGAACUACCGAAAGCUAUCACAGCUACUUCAAUUAUGCUAAUUCCAAAGGUGGACCAGCCUCACGACUUUUUGCAAUUUCGUCCAAUCAACUUGUGUAAUUUUUUCAACAAGAUUUUCUCUAGAGUACUGGCCGAUAGGCUUGCUGCUGUACUUCCAAAAAUCAUUUCACCACAGCAAAGUGGGUCUGUAUAUGGUCGCCUCAUUUUGGAUAAUUUUUUACUCGUACAGGAGCUUAUGGCUGGAAUUGGUAAAAGGGCAAAUAGUGGAAAUAUAGCUUUAAAGCUUAACAUGUCCAUAGUUUACAAUUGCAUGUCAUGGCUAUUUUUUACGAUAGUUUUGAGAGCCUUUGGAUUUGGGGAGAUAUGGAUUGACAUGGUUUGGAGUAGGAGUGACAAUUCCUGA